This is a messenger RNA of Tremella mesenterica DSM 1558, 408 nucleotides long. RefSeq lists its product as uncharacterized. The transcript has 3 exons. The coding region runs from base 1 to 408 and encodes 135 amino acids. NCBI's taxonomy places the organism in Eukaryota, Fungi, Basidiomycota, Tremellomycetes, Tremellales, Tremellaceae. The record is from RefSeq and is a predicted model, not a curated record.
AUGUCAUCUUCAGCUCUACCUAAAACCAUGCGAGCGGCGGUAUCAUAUUCCCCUGUACCUCCUGAUUCUUUCCCGGUUGAAGAUAUACCUAUAUCUGAGGUUAAAAUGGGACAGAGUUUGAUCAAGAUCAUGGCGAGUGGGAUGAGUAGAAGUGAGAAGUAUACUCGGCAAGGUAGAUUCACCAAGAUCCUCGAACUUGUCGGUGCUGCAAUACUCCGAGAUUCUAUUUUGUUGUGGGGCGAGACAAUUUGGAAAAUACCAUUGGAGAAAAUCGUGAAAGAUGGUGAAGAAGGGAGAUUCAAAGUGAAAGUGGGGAAAGUUUUGGGGUUAGAGGAGGUUGGGAAAGCACAUAAGGUUAUGGAGGAAGGUAAAGCUGGUGGAAAGAUGGUUUUGGUCAAGCAUCAUUAG